CCUACUGUUGUACUCACUGACUAUACAAUGUACACCCCGUGGCUACGCCAGCUAGAGAUACGCUGUGUCUCUCUGGACGUGUGGGAUCAAAUUGAUCCUGAUCAACUCACGCGCCCGAAGUCAAAGCUGCGGUUACUAGCUGUGCCAGAUCUUACGACAUACAAACAGAGAACAACACUUAGCAAC
Molecule: messenger RNA, 186 nt
Organism: Didymella exigua CBS 183.55
Lineage: Eukaryota; Fungi; Ascomycota; Dothideomycetes; Pleosporales; Didymellaceae
Exons: 1
Source: RefSeq, a predicted model, not a curated record